Messenger RNA from Varanus komodoensis (Komodo dragon), 2574 nucleotides. RefSeq names its product vomeronasal type-2 receptor 26-like. Gene Ontology annotation, molecular function: G protein-coupled receptor activity. Gene Ontology annotation, biological process: G protein-coupled receptor signaling pathway. The coding region runs from base 1 to 2574 and encodes 857 amino acids. NCBI's taxonomy places the organism in Eukaryota, Metazoa, Chordata, Lepidosauria, Squamata, Varanidae. The record is from RefSeq and is a predicted model, not a curated record. The transcript is spliced from 6 exons. Gene Ontology annotation, cellular component: membrane.
AUGACAGGCCGGGUUAAGUGUCGUCUGAAGGGCCACUGUGCCAACAGUGCAGUGCUGCUGCUGCUCUUUGAAUUCCUGCUGCAGCUGCAGACCAUGUACUAUGCCCGAGUCACCAGCUGUAUGGUUAGCAACCCUCUUGCCAUAAAUCACCAGUAUUAUCAGUCUGGAGACCUCAUCAUUGCUGGCAUCCUCUCUCAGUUCUAUAUGUUUUUCAGCCCCAUCACCUUCAGAUCGAACCCCUCUCUGAGAAUCCCUGAAGACCUCAUUAAUUUUCUGGCAACCUGGACCUUUCGUGCCGCAAUGGACCUUCUUUCCACGUGGGGCAGAUUUCUGCCAAACUACAAAUGUGAUUCCCAGGAUAACGUGGUAGCUGUCAUUGGGGGACCCACCUCAGAUGUGUGCUUCUUCACUGCCACCAUGCUGGAUAUCUACAAGAUGCCACAGCUUGGGUUUGGCUCUGUUCCAGUAAGGACUGAUGAAAGCCAAGGAGCUUUGUUCCAGGGGAUGUUCCCGGCUGGGGACCACCAGUAUCUGGGCAUUCUUCAAUUGCUGCUGGCUUUCAGAUGGACAUGGAUUGGUGUGAUUAUUGUACAGGAUCAGAAUGGACAGAGGUUUGUGCAGAAGGUACUCCCCAAAUUCUCCCAGAGAGGCAUCUGCUUUGACUUCAUAGCAACCUUGCCAAAACUCUAUUUUACCAAGGACAUUGUUGACAUGGUGGCAGAGUGGAUUGAAACAUAUAAGGACAUUAUGAGUAGCACUGCCAAUGUUGUAGUUAUCAAUGGGGAAAGUCACACCAUGAUAUAUUUGAGAAUGUUUCCCCAAUUUUCAGAAGUUGAGAACACACAAAUUAAGUCCAAAGGGAAAGUAUGGAUCAUGACAGCACAAAUGGAGUCUAGUUCCAUUCCUUUUCAAAGAUUCUGGGACAUAGACAUCCUGCAUGGUGCUCUGUCCAUUGCCAUCCACUCAAAAGAAGUGCCUGGAUUCCAGCAUUUCCUUCAGAUGAGGAAUCCCACCUCAGACAAAGAAGAUGGCUUUAUCAGGGAGUUCUGGCAACAGGCAUUUAGCUGCAUGUUCCUAAAGGAGAUGAUUAAAAAGCCGGAUGAUGAAAUCUGCAGUGGGAAGGAGAAGCUAGAGAGCCUCCCUGGGUCUGUAUUUGAACUGGCUAUGACCAGCCACAGCUACAGUGUCUACAAUGCUGUCCAUGCUGUGGCACAUUCUUUGCGAUCCUUGCAUUCGCUGACAUCCAAACGCAGGGCAAGGGUACAUGGAACAAGAUGGGAGCAUCCAGCGCAUCAGACCUGGCAGCUUCACCAAUAUCUGCAAAGUGCAACAUUUAACAAUGGUGCUGGUGAGGAUGUUUCCUUGGACCGAAAUGGCCAUCUGCUGGCUGGAUUUGAUAUUCUUAACUGGAUCACUUUCCCAAACCUGUCAUUUCUUAGACUCAGAGUUGGAAAAAUUGACCCAAAUGCUCCUGAAGAUAAGAUGCUCAGCAUUACUGUGGAUGCCAUGGUCUGGCCCAGAACCUUUAAUGGGGUUCAGCCAGUCUCUCUUUGUAGCCAAGCCUGCCAGUUGGGUUACAGAAAGAGAAAGAAGGAAGGGGAGCCAUUUUGUUGCUACGACUGCUUUCCAUGUCCCCAAGGGAAGAUUUCAAGCCAGAUGGACAUGAAUGAGUGUUUUCAGUGUCCAGAAGAUCAAUAUCCAAAUGAGAAUCAGGACUUCUGCAUUCUCAGAAAAAUAACCUUCUUGUCUUAUGAAGAACCACUGGGAAUCAGCUUGGCUUUCAUUGCUCUGUCCUUUUCUGCGAUCACAGCUUUGGUGCUUGGGGUCUUCAUCAGACACAGGGACACUCCCAUAGUCAAGGCCAACAACAGGAACCUCACCUUUACUCUCCUGGUCUCCCUCCUGUUCUCCUUCCUUUCUACUUUGCUCUUCAUUGGCCAACCUCACAAGCUGACCUGUCUCUUUCGACAAACUGCUUUUGGCAUCAUCUUCUCAGUGGCUCUUGGUUGUGUGUUGGCCAAAACCAUCACUGUGGUCCUUGCUUUCAUGGCCACCAAGCCAGGAUCCAGAAUAAGAAGGUGGGUGGGGAAAAAGCUGAGUAAUUCCAUUGUUCUCUCCAGUUCCCUGAUUCAAGCCUUGAUUUGCACCAUUUGGCUGGCUACCUCUCCUCCGUUUCCAGAUUUUGACAUGCAUUUGAUGACUGAAGAAAUAAUUCUGGAAUGUAAGGAAAGUUCCACUCUCCUGUUCUAUUGCGUGAUGUCUUUUAUGGGCUUUCUGGCCAUGGUUAGCUUCACAGUGGCUUUCCUGGGCAGGAAAUUACCUGAUAGUUUCAAUGAAGCCAAGUUUAUCACACUCAGCAUGCUGGUCUUCUGCAGCGUCUGGCUGACCUUUAUUCCAACCUACCUGAGCACGAAAGGAAAGUCCAUGGUGGCCGUGGAGAUCUUCUCCAUCUUGGCCUCUAGUGCUGGGUUGCUUGGGUGCAUUUUCCCUCCCAAAUGCUACAUCAUUAUCAUGCGGCCUGACUUGAAUUUCAGGCACCACCUCAUGAAAAAAACGAAAUUAAUGGCAGGCUAA